AUGAUUACCGCUGCUCGCAGACGUCUUCGCACAGAAGAAUCGUGGGUCGAGAUCUCGUCUCGACCAUCCUCAUCGUCAUCACUGGCAGCUCUGGCAGAUGGCCCAGGUCGGCUACCAGAUGAACGCAUUCCCCGUCCGUUGGUUCCCCGACGUUCUGUCACAGAACCACCGCGGUCAGCGUCAGCGAGCGCGGCCGGCAGCAGUCAGGAUGAAUACGAAGAUUCCUCAUCAGAAUCAGAUCGCGUACUAAGUAGUUCCAAUGAGGAACUCUCACGUGACGCUAUCUCUGACGACGAAGACGACGACAAUCGUACUGCCCUCGGCAUCCCUCCUACCGCAGUGUUUACACCUCAACCGAACGCCUUUUCUCACCCGCCCUCCAGCCGGCCAUCUCAAGGCUCAUAUUUCCCGCGUACUACAUCCGCUCCAAAUUCACACAUCCGCGACCGGCCUCUCCGAUCACGCCCCCACCUACAUCGUGAAAGGGAAAGAACCGGUAUGGCUUCAUCCUAUCAGCCUGAUCAUGACGCGGCUCUUCGCGCCAGCUUGACGACUCUACUCUCUUGCGCUGCCGCCGUACGUCCCAAACCAACCUCACCCGACACAGAUAAGGAGAAACUCGCCGAGCGACCCAUCCAUUCUCGCCCUUCCGCACAACCAACGAUGAUGCGCAUCAUCCCCGAAUCUGAACUUGACGGCAAUCGACCGGACCCACCCAAGGCCAACAAACGUCGCUCACGUGAGAGCAGCAAGGAGCGGCAGGCGAAGAAGAUGCGCGCCCAGAAAAUGAAUGCUGCGGCGUACAGCUACGACGACUACUUCAUCAGUCCGACGGUCGCAUCUUGGGUGAUCUCGGCUGGCAUGGUACUCGUCUUCUCCGCCAUUAGUUUCAGCGCUGGGUAUGCGUGGGGUCGCGAGGCCGGACGCAUCGAGAGCGAAAUGAGACUCACGGGGGGGACGUGCGGGAAGGAGGUCAUGAAGAGCAGCGGGAGCGGGUUACGCCAUUGGGGAAAGGCUAGUACGGUGAGGACUUGA
Molecule: messenger RNA, 1035 nt
Organism: Cyphellophora europaea CBS 101466
Lineage: Eukaryota; Fungi; Ascomycota; Eurotiomycetes; Chaetothyriales; Cyphellophoraceae
Exons: 2
Coding region: 1-1035 (344 amino acids)
Source: RefSeq, a predicted model, not a curated record